Molecule: messenger RNA, 1384 nt
Organism: Pseudomassariella vexata
Lineage: Eukaryota; Fungi; Ascomycota; Sordariomycetes; Amphisphaeriales; Pseudomassariaceae
Product: S-adenosyl-L-methionine-dependent methyltransferase
Exons: 1
Coding region: 229-1287 (352 amino acids)
Source: RefSeq, a predicted model, not a curated record
CUCCCCCCGCCUCCCCCCAAUCAACUAAGGUCCGUGUGAGACUCUCGGCGAAAGACGUGUGACGGAAUGAGAGAGAGAGUUAUUCGUCCUGUUGGGCUAGUCAGGAGGCGACCAGAUCGAUUGAGACUACUGUAAACAGUCUAUCAAAUUGCGAUUGGUACCAUAAGCUUCACAGCUCCCACCUCAUAGCCUGACGGAUAAUCAACUCUCCAUCCAAAUUCCCAAACCAUGGCCCCCAAAUUCAUCACCAAAGGAACCCGCACAUUCAUCUACGACCCUACAGCCCCGUACCCCCUACCGGUCGACCUAGCCGAAUCGCACAGGCAAUCCCUCCUCACACUAACCCUUACGCAACUCUACGGCGGGCCCCUCAUCUCUGCCUCGGAGAUGAAAUCGCCUCCCCGGCGCGUACUGGAACUCGGCUGCGGAUCGGGGUAUUGGAGCAUGAUGUGCCACCAAUUCCUAACGGCGCGAGGCCACCCAGAUGUCUCCUUCGUCGGUAUCGAUGUCGUGGUGCCGCCCGAUGUUGCUGCAAUCCCAGAUAACGGCAUGGAUUGGACGUUUGUGGAGCACGACAUGCGGCGCGUGCCGUGGCCUCUUGAGAGCGGUGAGUUUGACUUGCUUAUGGUUAAGGAUAUGUCGCUCGCUUUCACGAGUCUUCAAUACGUGGUGGCCAUGGAGGAGUGUCUACGCGUGCUUAAGCCGGGAGGUAUUUUGGAGAUGUGGGAGACUGAUAGUACAAUUCGCGUGCUGCAACCACACGAGCCCAAGCAUGGUGGUGUUAAAAGGGGCUCAGAAUCUUGGAGCCCCGCAGCGAAGCUGGGAGCGUACUCAAUCGACGCUGAUGCCAACACGCCCCUGGGUCCGCCGUUAAAUAAGUACUUCGCGGAGUACAACAGUUGGGUGGCCAAGGCCCUUGAGAAACGCGAAUUGACCCCUAUGCCUUGCGCGAUGGUGGGACCGAGGCUGGUGCAAGAAGCAGACGUCUUGACGGUUUUGACCUCGAGAAGGCUCGCUAUACCACUCAGUGAGAUCAAAUGGGAGCGAGGAAGAGUUUUGGAUGGACACCAAGCGGCUGUCAGGCGGACAGCUCUCGAGAUUGUGUUGGGCGGAAUCAGUGCAUUAGAGCCGUUACUGAGAGAAGUUAGUGGUAAGAACCAGGAUGAGUGGGAAGUAUGGUUUGGCAAUAUGACACAAGACUUGAUGACUGAGGGUGGUGCGUGCUGGGGUGAGUGCUUAGAGGUUGGUGCGUGGAUAGCACGAAAAAAAGAUGAAAUGAAUGUAUGAAAACGUGGUUUGUAGAGAGGUCUGGCUGGCCAGUUCAGUUCAAACCAUGACUGUGUGGCCGUCACGACCUACCAAUAUGAAGACACAAUCAUACCAA